CACCCUCACCCUCAACCCUCAAACGCGACAUGCGACGGUAGCACAUCGCCUUAGCCCGUGCCAUGCGCACUCUACAUCUGACUCUGCCCAAGCACAAGCCCAACUGAUCGCCCCCGCGACGCUUUUAUUAUCGAUAGCCGCCCGCCGCUAGAUAUUUUGCCGACUCCUGCCCCCCCCCAGCGCGCCCAACCAAGCCCGCCCAAUUCUCACCACCAAAACUCGCUGCUGCCCGCCAUGGCGAGCGAAGAAGCUCCCAGCUACCACCAGCCAACCUGCGAGGACUAUGACUCCGACGAGAGCGACGGCCGCGUCCUCGAGUCCUUUACCGGCCGCAAGUCGCCUGCCGCUGCCAAUGUCUCCACCAAGCGCUCGCAUCAUUCCGAUCUAGACAAGGAAAAGCCGCCUGCUCAGGAGAGGGUCCCCACCAACAUUGACCUCCGCAGCGACUCUGGUGCCUCAUCGCUAUCGCGACGCAGCCCCCCAGUCGCGCCUGCCGCCACCGCACCCCUCCCUUCCCAGAGCCCAGCACAGAGGCCCAGGCGGCCUACCCUCUCGGACCAGAGACAGCAGAGCAGCACCAGCACCAGCACCAGCUCGCGCCCCAAGCCCUUGUCGCGCACCGCCUCUCAGUCCUCGAGGCGUCCGCCUGGUGCUCAGCGCCGGCCCACCCUCACCCAGGAACGCAGAGACAGCAUGGAAGAGGAAUGCCAGGACCCGACUUGCACAAAGUGCGGUCCCAACGCACUUCCCCAGCGUCGUCGACCGGAUCUCCCCCCCUCUCACUCUGCUCGCGACGUGUCCAUGUUGCGCGGAGACCAGCGCUCCAUCAACUCAGAACCCGUCGCCUACUACGCCUCGCCCCCGUCACCCACCUACGCCCGACAGUCUACCUACAUGCAAGGAGCAGCUGUCGUUCAGCCUGCCCCACCACGUCGUCGCUCGUCUUCGACUGCUCGCCAACAGCGUCCCAUGAGCUACAGCGGUGGUGACCCUGGCACGCAGUACUGGGUCCCAGGUAUGCCUGCGCCCUACCCGAGUCCACCUCAAGAACGUGGCCCUCCCCCAUCGGCCUCGGCCUAUCGCAAUAUGCAGCCGCAAUACCCCCAAGCGCCUCAGGUGCCUCCCGUGCCUUCCUACAUGGUGCCACACAACCAGCCAAACGGCUACUAUCCUCCACAAUUCCCCUCCAACCAAACCUCUCCUCCUUACGACCUGCAGUCGAGACCAGAUCUGUCCACGCGUAACUCGUCGUACUACGGAACACGCAAUCAGCCGGCUCCCCUUGUUACCCAGGAACGACGCGACCCGCCCAAGUAUUCAGCGAGGUAUGGUAGCCAGCCUCAGAGUGCUACUACCCAGACCAAAUUCCCGACCUUGCAACUCCAAGACGAAGCUUACGAGGGCUCCGAGACCGAAUCCUCGUCGGGAGAAGAAGAGGACCAACGUCCAAGCCUACGUCGUCCGAAUACCACUCAAGUUGUAGAUCGCCUUGAGCGUCGUUCGUCCAUUGUCGUACCUGAGCGCCCCAAAGACCGCGAUCGAGCUUCGCGAACCAGCAACGCGUCCGCCCGUAGAGCCUCGGUCAGCCGGCCUCCCGGCCCAGACCGCCAGACCCAGUCAUACGACACCCGCACUGCCCGUGUGGUCGUCAACAAUACCAAGACCAACCGUCGUCAAUCGACGCAGAUCUACGACAAGAUGUAUGAGCAGUACUCCCAGGCCAAGCCUACCGGGGAGCGACACGCCAAAGCCAAAGCUCUGGAAGAGGAGAGCAAAGCCCUCGAGCUGGCCAACGCGAGAGCGCUCGAGGAACAAUACAAGGCCGAGCAGAAACGCCAAAGACGCAACUCGCGGGUUUACUAUCCACCCCCGGAGUUCGACGACGACGAAGAGGAAGAAGAGGAGGUGGAGGAGAGGCCUGCUCCCCUUCGGAAUGGUCGUCGCCGGCCGACUGACGCCGAUAGCCGCAAAGGCAAGGAACGCAUCGUGGAGACGAAAAAUAAGAGGACUGAACUGGCCGCUGAAGACUACAUCAGCGCCCAGCGAGGCAGCCAGACUCCCUACAAUGACCAGAUCCACAAGGCCGCAAAGAGGGCUUCCCGGAUACCGUCUGGGCCUUCGAAUUCCGAGUCUUCCCGCAGCAAUGGAAGUGAUUUGCAAAGCCAGUCAGCCCGUACCGUCGCCACCAACAAUGGCGGCAAUGAGAUUCGACUACGGGUGGAUGCUUCUGCUCCACUCAGCUUGUCUUUCAAUGGCGAUAUGGAAGGGCGCACUCUGCAAUUCACUCCUGCUGAAAACGGCAUGGCCGAUAUUGUCAUUGGCAAUGCCCGCGGCGGCGAGAGCACCUAUCACACCAGUGAAAGAGGCAGCGUUAUGGGUAGCAGCAGCAGGAAGGCUUUGGUCACAAGCCAAGCACGGAGAGACGCAGAAGAGAUGACAGAAAGAAGCUCGCGCAGCGGACGCGGCAAGCGAGAGGGCAGAGGAGACCGAGAGAUCCGAGAUGACCGCGAUGCUCAGCGACACGUUUUACGGUCACGACGCACCGAAUAUCGUAAUUAAGGAUUUCACGACCUCCACCCCUCUUGCACAGCUAGCCAUGCAGCCAUAGCAGAUUGACAUCGUCUCACCUGUUGUAUUCCGGCGGAUUUGCUUUCGACUAUUGAUCUACCGCACAUAUCCUUGUUCCUU
Cucurbitaria berberidis CBS 394.84 is the source of this 2688-nucleotide messenger RNA. RefSeq lists its product as uncharacterized. Lineage: Eukaryota; Fungi; Ascomycota; Dothideomycetes; Pleosporales; Cucurbitariaceae. The coding region runs from base 235 to 2559 and encodes 774 amino acids. The transcript is spliced from 3 exons. The record is from RefSeq and is a predicted model, not a curated record.